GCGGAAACGCCCAUUUAUCUGAACGGACAGUUAUGACGGAGACGGCGCGAGCGUUCUGACGUUAUUUAACCGGCUACUGUACUAAAUGUGCUUAAGAAACACUGACCACGAAGGUAAACAGUAAAAGGUUGAGUUUUAAAGUUAGCACAGGUGUUUGGUGUUUCUUUCUGACCAGCACAGCCCUUUCUGACGUACACUUUGUAACAUGACAGUCACUGAAUAGAGACUGGAUUCCGACCCGUGCACUAUGUUUCCGCUGGACACACCGUGGAAUAUUUCCUUCGCAGGCUGUGGGUUUCUAGGGAUUUACCAUAUUGGAGUAGCGAGCUGUCUGCAGCAACAGGCGCCUUUCCUCACUGAUAACGCGCAGAACAUCUACGGAGCUUCCGCAGGAGCGCUCACUGCUACAGCGCUGGUUAGCGGCGCCUGUCUGGGAGAAGCGGGCGCAAGAAUCAUUGAUGUUGCAAAGGAAGCCAGGAAGCGUUUUUUAGGACCAAUGCACCCUGCCUUUAACCUGGUGAAGAUCAUGCGGGAAAUGAUGUCCCGGGUACUUCCACAUGAUGCAUACGUCAAGGCCACUGGCCGACUAGGCAUCUCUCUCACCCGUGUCACAGAUGGGGAGAAUGUGCUGUUGUCUCAAUUCAACAGCAAUGAUGAACUGAUACAAGCGUGUGUGUGCAGUGCUUUUAUUCCGGUGUACUGUGGCCUUAUCCCUCCCAGCUUGCAGGGAGUGCGUUAUGUAGAUGGAGGAAUCACUAAUAAUUUGCCUCAGUACGAGCUGAAGAACACCAUUACAGUAUCUCCAUUCUCAGGGGAGAGUGAUAUCUGUCCCCGUGAUUACAGCUCCACCAACCUGCAUGAGCUCAGAUUUACCAACACAUCUAUACAGUUCACACUCUGCAAUCUUUAUAGAGUCACCAGAGCGCUGUUUCCUCCGGAUCCACAAGUGCUGGAGACAAUGUGCAGGCAAGGAUACAAUGAUGCAAUGCUUUUCCUAAAGAAAAAUGGCUUGUUACUGUUCCAGUGUCCUCAGCACCCACUGAGUAACGGUGGCAUGAGGAUUGAGGACGUGUCAGAGAACGAUAAUGAGAAUGAUCAAAGGCAUAGGAGAGAAAGAGAGAUGAUGCCUGGGACUCCAUCAAGUGGAGAUGAACAUAUAUUUGAGUACUUACCUCCACAGCUGCAUAGGGCUCUUACAGCAGCCUGUAAUGAAGGACCACGUCCCAUACAGUCUCUAAGCAACAUGCUGCCAGUCAGGAUGCUGUCGGCCAUCUUCGUGCCAUGCACACUGCCACUGGAGUCAGCUCUGUCAAUGAGUAUCAGGUUGUUGGAGUGGCUGCCUGACAUCCAAGAAGAUGUGGGCUGGAUUAAAGAUCAGACUGUGAAGCUGAUGAAUUAUAUUCUACAACAUGCCAGCAGGAAUGUGUCCCAACAGCUGAUGGGAAGAUUGCUUUAUCAGAUGGAGUUGAGGCAUGCUCAGUCUGCACCAGCAGGUUUUAGUGCUGCCAGUCUGCUGCCAGGUUGGGUGUGGAGACGCAGCUCAUCUGUGCUGGAUGCUAUCCACAGUUUGGAGCAGUACCAGCAUCAGCUCCUGCCAGGCUUCUGCUUCCUUAACUUGAAUCUAUAUGGCUCCGUCAGUGCUAGAUCUCCCCAAACACCCCCUUCUCCUGCUAUACAUGAAGACUCGGAUGAAGGUUUGACUAUGCGUCCCGUGGGGGCCAGUAAUGCUGCCUUGCUUCCAGAAAAUAAUCAAAUGAAGGAACUUCCCCUCUCAUAAUGUACUUUUUUAGCCAUGUGAUCAACAAGAGCCACCGGCAUAACAAUAAUAUACUCAAUGCAAGAGAUAAAGCAGGAAAAAGCAUCAUAACAAGUGAGGUUAUUAAUAUCCUAAAAUGGUGUUUAAAGUAUGUAUUGGUUAUUUAUUUACUUAUUAACUCAUAAAGAUAAACUGGAUGUACUAUUGCUUUUAUGCGAUAUCCCAAUCUGUAACUUAAUUAUGUGUUUUGGGUGUGUGGAACCUAUAGGCAGCUUAAGGGCUUUAUAUUUCUGACCUAAACAAAAGUCUUUAUUGGGAGGUGGCAUCAGUUUGUCCUAGGGCAGCAUGUACAUGCCUCAAAGAACAGGUCUCAGUGGUAGUGGUGAUAAAAGAUUUAUUAUUAUUAUUAUUAUUAUUAUUAUUAUUAUUAUUAUUAUUAGUAGUAGUAGUAGUAGUAGUAGUAAAAUAAUGAAUUGUUAUUUAGAUGUUCUAAUAAGUUCUAGACUUACCUACUUUGGAAAACAAAUCAUAGGUUCCCUUAAAGGUACAUUAAGCAAAAUAUAUGGUUAAGUAGGUGUUUGACGUUUUUUUCCCUCGAGCAUUAUUCCUGCUCAUGUUCAUGAAGCUCCACCACCCGGAUCUAACCUGACCUGACAUUUUACACAACGCUUUCCAGGUCAUUUGUUCAAUUAAGGAAUGAAACCAACUGACUAUUGGACCAUUAAAGAGGGCUUUAAGAAUGUGUUGAGCAUUAUACCAAGAUAUAUUUUAGAGUAUGAUGUGUUUCUUGUCUCCUUUGUUUGUUGACCAUUUGGCACUUCAAUGCAAUGUAAUGUAGCCUGUAUUUUCAGUGAAAUUCCUGCUUCCCAAACCCACAGACUGUCUUGUCAGAUUUUGUUCAUUUUAUAGCAGAUAGCUGAUACUCAUGACUUACAUUUUAGUACAGUGUGAUUGAAGUUUGACUCUUUGUUUUAAUAAUAAACUAAUUUUAAAUAAA
Molecule: messenger RNA, 2753 nt
Organism: Tachysurus fulvidraco (yellow catfish)
Lineage: Eukaryota; Metazoa; Chordata; Actinopteri; Siluriformes; Bagridae
Gene: pnpla2
Product: patatin-like phospholipase domain containing 2
Exons: 9
Coding region: 248-1777 (509 amino acids)
Biological process (GO): positive regulation of triglyceride catabolic process; lipid homeostasis; triglyceride catabolic process
Cellular component (GO): cytoplasm; membrane; lipid droplet
Molecular function (GO): triacylglycerol lipase activity
Source: RefSeq, a predicted model, not a curated record